Molecule: messenger RNA, 1179 nt
Organism: Orbilia oligospora ATCC 24927
Lineage: Eukaryota; Fungi; Ascomycota; Orbiliomycetes; Orbiliales; Orbiliaceae
Exons: 2
Coding region: 1-1179 (392 amino acids)
Source: RefSeq, a predicted model, not a curated record
AUGCGCAACAACUCGAUUCCAUUCCAGGAUGUCGCGUCGGAUAUCAAGCUGCUUAAAACCUUAGUUAUGCCCAAUGCACCCUACCCUCUAAUCCCGAAUCUCAUGGUUGUUGACAAGGACACCAAAAAGUUGCGCAUCAUUCAAGAUAGCAAAAUCAUCAUGCAGUAUGUCCAGCAGACCCAUGGGUUGGGGAUGGUCAAGGGAAUGAAACGGGUUUUUGCGGAUAUGCUCCUCGAGAUGGUCUUGGAUGAUUUCCUCUUCGUACAUGUGGUUAAUUGGAGAUGGGGCCACCCCUCACAGGACAAAUACCUUGAGUAUACAUUCGGCGACGGAAGCCUACAAUACGAGGCAUCGAAGAAGCUUGGAAAGAAAAUACUAGCUGUGAUUAAAGGUCCAAUCACGAGAUUGGGAUUAACAGAGAAGACUACCACAGCCUUCCGUGACCAACUAACAGCAUUCUUUGACCUCCUGACUGUCCAUUUGGAAACUUACCAGUUCUUACUUGGCAAUGAGCUUACUGCCGCCGACUAUUCUUUAUACGGCCACCUUGUAGCAGGCUUACUCAGGGACCCCGCGCCGUAUGAAUGGCUGGCGAGUAAUUACCCCGUUGUUCAGGCGUAUGCACAACGCGUUGGAGGGACAUCCAUUAGAUGGGGUAGUAAGGACUUGGUUACUGUGCGGGUGGAGGGGGAUAAAUUGAUAUCGUGUGAAAAGACGAUAGGGAAGAAUCAUGGGGGGAGAGAUGUGGAGAAGCAUGACGAGGUUCCCGAAACGACAACGAAAUUUUCGGCAUUGUUGCUGAGAGAUUACCUCACCAUUCUGGUGCCGACCGUCAAAGCAACACUCGAGUUUUUAGUAAAAGAUGGUAAAGACGAAGUUUUAAUUCCGAGAGCCCUGAAGCCAGAAUAUUCGGUUGAGUUUACCAUCCAUGGCAAGGAUGAGGCACCUUUUAGCGAGAGGAGAAUGGUAUCUACGCAUUGUGUAUGGAUGCUCCAGAGAAUUUUAGAUUCAGCAUAUAGAAGGGAACAAAGAGCUGAGGUGGAUAAGUGGCUGAGUGAAGUUGGGUGCUUGAGGGAGUGGAAAGAGACUGUGGCAAUAUGGGAAGAGAGUGGCUGGAGGGUGGACAUGACCAAAAAGGGUGCUCUGGCUAAGAGAACGAUUGAUUCGCCCAAGCUCUAG